AUGCAACAUCAACAGGUUCGAUACGCCUCUGCCCACGUCGUCGCCGGCAACCCUGAGAAGUUCGCCAAGGCUCGAGGAGAGUAUGUCCGAACUCACUUCAAGAACAUGCGAGAGGUCGCCGCUGCUCUUUCAGGUAUGAACCUUAAGAAAGCCUACACCUACCUUGCCGAUGUUCAAGACCACAAACAAAUCAUCCCCUUCAGACGUUUCGCCGGUGGUAUUGGUCGAGCUUCCCAAGCUAAGCAAUUCAAGACUACCAAGGGACGAUGGCCCGAGAAGUCUGUUCAAUUCAUCCUCCGUCUCCUCAAAAACGCCGAAUCCAACGCCGAUGCCAAGGAUCUCGAAGUUGAGGAUUUGAUCAUCAAGAACAUCGUUGUCCAACAAGCUCCUAAGACCCGACGAAGAACCUACAGAGCUCACGGUAGAAUCAACCCAUACCAAGGUCACCCAUGUCACAUCGAGAUCAUCCUUUCCACCCCUUCAUCCGAAGUCCCCCGAGCCAAGGACCUCGACGUCACCUCCAGCUCCAAGAAGGGAAAGACCGUUGCCGCCAUCGAAGCUUAG
Kwoniella botswanensis is the source of this 564-nucleotide messenger RNA. Its product is annotated as ribosomal protein L22. The record is from RefSeq and is a predicted model, not a curated record. Gene Ontology annotation, biological process: cytoplasmic translation. Gene Ontology annotation, molecular function: structural constituent of ribosome. Gene Ontology annotation, cellular component: cytosolic large ribosomal subunit; ribosome. The coding region runs from base 1 to 564 and encodes 187 amino acids. The transcript has 5 exons. NCBI's taxonomy places the organism in Eukaryota, Fungi, Basidiomycota, Tremellomycetes, Tremellales, Cryptococcaceae.